Messenger RNA from Colletotrichum acutatum, 765 nucleotides. RefSeq names its product DJ-1/PfpI family protein. Gene Ontology annotation, biological process: regulation of DNA-templated transcription. The record is from RefSeq and is a predicted model, not a curated record. Bases 1 to 765 code for a protein of 254 amino acids. Lineage: Eukaryota; Fungi; Ascomycota; Sordariomycetes; Glomerellales; Glomerellaceae. The transcript is spliced from 2 exons.
AUGCGUCUCUCCCUCCUCGCCAUCACGGCCUCAGCCGUCUCCCUCGUCACAGGAACCCCCUUUCACACCCACACCACCCGCAGCAUCACCACAAACACAACAACCCUCCCCGUGACCUUUGGCGCAAUCCUCUUCCGCGCAAUGGACAUGCUAGACCUCUUCGGCCCCCUCGACGCCCUCCAGCUCGCAGCCUUCAACCGCCCCAUGACCCUCCACCUCGUCGCCGCCACCCUCGACCCGGUAACAACAGCGCCUCAGUCCCCCGGCAUGAACGCCCACAACUCGUCCUGGUGGCCGACGAUCCAGCCCACGCACACUUUCGACGACGACCUCGAUCUCGACGUGCUCAUCGUCCCCGGCGGCCCUGGCGUACGGGCGCCCGGGCUGGAGCCGAUUGUGGAGUACGUGAGGAGGUACGCGCCGCGGGUCAAGUAUCUGAUUACGAUUUGCACGGGGGCGAGUUUGGCUGCUAGGGCGGGUGCGUUGGAUGGGAGGAGGGUGACGACGAACAAGGCUGCUUGGGAGUUGAUCACGACGCAGGCGCCGGGGGCGAAGUGGGUUUCGCCGGCGAGGUAUGUUGUUGAUGGGAAUGUCUGGACUUCUUCGGGUGUUACUUCUGGUCUGGACUUGACUCUCGAAUUCAUCAAGCAGGUGUAUGGCGAGGAGCUGGCGGCCAAGGUUGCUAGGAUCAUGGAGUUUGUUCCCCAUGCUGCGGACUGGGAUCCCUUUGCGGACAUUAACGGCGUCGAACCGACGUACAACUGA